Messenger RNA from Williopsis jadinii, 1080 nucleotides. RefSeq names its product putative hydroxyacid dehydrogenase. The record is from RefSeq and is a predicted model, not a curated record. Gene Ontology annotation, cellular component: cytosol. The coding region runs from base 1 to 1080 and encodes 359 amino acids. Gene Ontology annotation, molecular function: hydroxypyruvate reductase [NAD(P)H] activity; NAD binding; glyoxylate reductase (NADPH) activity. NCBI's taxonomy places the organism in Eukaryota, Fungi, Ascomycota, Saccharomycetes, Phaffomycetales, Wickerhamomycetaceae. The transcript has 2 exons.
AUGACAAAGCCAAAAGUGUUAUUCGUUGGUGAUCUUGACGAGACUCUCGAGGAGUAUCUUCGAUUCAAAGAGCACUUUGAAUGUAUUCAUUACAAGUUGACGACAAGAGAGGAACUCAUCGAUAAAUUCCAUUCAGAGUUUAACGACAUCGUUGCCAUAUACGGAGCAUGGCUUGGAUUUCAUCUUCUUGGCGGUAUGAAAGGUGAAUUGAUUGACCAUCUUCCAGACACAUUGCGAGUCAUUGCGAUAUGUUCUGUUGGACAUGAACAGUACGACCAUGAGAAAUUGGCAGCCAGAGGGAUUCAGCUAUACAACACACCAUCACUUGGAGCCGAAGAUGUUGGUGAUACCGUCCUGUGGCAUAUCUUGGAGUCUUUCAGGUUCUUCAAGAGGUUUGAAACCAGGGCACACUCCACUGGCCAUGUCAUAGAGGCAAGAAGACAACUACAAACCAAAGGGUAUGAUCAUUUGCAAGGCAAAUUAGGCGUCGAGACAGACCAGUGGUUGAAAAACGCGUUCCCGUUCGGUGAAUACGCUGGAGGACAGCUGGCACGUUCCCCGUUCAACAAGACGUGUGGUAUCAUAGGGCUGGGGCGUAUUGGUCAGUGUAUUGCGAAAAGGGUCCAAGCCCUGGGUAUGAGAGUCGUCUAUACCCAGAGGAACGAGAACAAGGACAGUUCGUAUACAUAUGAGCCGGAGCUAGAAGAGCUGUGCAAGCAGAGCGAUGUCUUGGUCAUCAGCUGCCCAGGCAAUGAUUCAACCAGGAACCUUGUUAGCCGAGACAAGAUCGAUCUGCUACCCCCUGGCUGUAAGGUGAUCAACGUUGGACGUGGGUUCGUCAUUGACGAGUCGUACGCGAUAGAACGGUUACAACAGGGCAAGAUCGCCUGGAUAGGCCUGGAUGUCUAUACACACGAACCAGCGAUUGAUCCAAGGCUCCUGAACAGAUGCGACGUGAGCCUUACGCCGCACAUGGCAUCGAGCACCAAGGAGAACUUCGAUGCAACCGCACGCUAUGCGCUUGCAAACAUUUGGAGUGUUGUCGUUGAUGCAGUUGAAGGCAGAUCCAAGGUGGUUUGA